Molecule: messenger RNA, 532 nt
Organism: Rhagoletis zephyria (snowberry fruit fly)
Lineage: Eukaryota; Metazoa; Arthropoda; Insecta; Diptera; Tephritidae
Source: RefSeq, a predicted model, not a curated record
AUGAAUUCUCUAAAUGAUGAGGAUCUUAGCACGGAUGAAGGUGAAAUCAGCGAUUUUGAUGAUGAUAGUGUCUGCAAUCCAAGCUAUGUUCUUUCAUCAGAAGAUGAAGCACAGAUUGAUGAAUAUAUGGGUGAAUUGGUUCGAGCACCAUCAGUAUUCAUGUCAUAUGCUAUUGAUACAUCGUUCAACAUGAUCAAAUUUAGUGAUGCCAAUGAAAUUAGUGCAUCUGCAGUGGAAUUACGGCGUUCCUCACCUAUAGCUAGCUGUUCGUUUAAUGUGACCGCUGAUGUAGGGGCAGAGAACGAACAUAUUGCACGACCUGAGAUUGAAGUUCGAAAAGAACUACGAAAGAUUCGACUAUCAAAGCGGCCCCGAUCUCCAUUACCAGAGCUAGAUGCUAUCGGGCUGGAAUCAACGCGAAUAAUGGUGGCUUCAUUGGUUCCAGUUAUUCUGAUUUGAAUCAUGGCAAUCCUGAAUUGAAAAAAAUUAUUUGGAAGAACAAAGAUAUGCAGCUUCAUAAAAAUCAAAUUGU